Molecule: messenger RNA, 1110 nt
Organism: Paramecium pentaurelia
Lineage: Eukaryota; Ciliophora; Oligohymenophorea; Peniculida; Parameciidae
Source: the annotation of a GenBank genome assembly
AUGAGUCAAUAAGAAUAUAAAUGGAAUGAAUUAUUAUGGAAACCAAUUGUUAGACCUCCAAGACAUUGUUAUAAUCUUAAAGAUCUUGGAAAUGAAAUAUUUAAAGUCAAAGAUACAAUAACAAAAAGAACAGACUUUGAAAUACAUAAUAAUCGAAAUUAGAAAUUAUAAUGUAGGUUAGAAUACUCAUUCUAUAUAGUUUAUUUGAACCUGUAAGAAUGUAAGAUAAACCUCAUCCUUGUAUGAUAUAUUUACAUGGUAAUUCAAGCAGUAGAAUUGAAUCAUUCACUAUUAUUGAAUAUUUAAUUCCAGCAAACAUUUCAGUUUGUGGUAUAGAUUUAUCUGGUAUCUUAAAUUAAGUGAAUAAGGUUCUGGAUUAUCAGAAGGUGAAUAUAUCUCUUUGGGAUAUCAUGAGUCUAAAGAUGUUAUUUGUUUAUAUGAUUAUUUAAGAGAAAAUAAAGUAAUUAUUUAAUAAUAUAUAAGUUUCAUAGGGAUAUCUUACAUCUAUUGGAAUAUGGGGUAGAUCAAUGGGUUCUGUGACAGCCAUCUUAGCAGCCCAUUAUAACUAUGAAUUUAAAGUAUUAGUUUGUGAUAGUCCAUUCUCUAAUUUAACAUUAUUAUGCUAAGAAUUAGCAAAAGCAAAUUACAAAAUUCCAAAUUGUUGUUUUAAUUGUUUUUGGUGCUAUGUCAAAUCUAAAAUAAAUUAAGAAGUUAAAUUUAAUAUUGAUGAAUUAAAUAUAGUUCAAAUCAUAUAAGGUAAUAAAUAAAUAAUACUUAGUUUUACCCUAGGAUGUUCAAAUAUUAUUUUUAUCUGCUCAAUAAGAUGAUUUGAUAAGAGAAAGUCAUCCUAAAUUGUUAAUGAAAUUAUUUCGUGGACAUAAUAAGGAAUUAUUUAGUUUUGAAGGUACACAUAAUUCAAGGAGACCUGUCAAAAUAUUGGAAGAAUCUGUUUAAUUUGUAUGUAAAGCAUUUGGUUAAAGAGCAUGGACUGAACUUUAGAUAUAAAACACUACCAAAUACUCAUAAACUUAAUUAUCUAAAUAAUAUCCAUUAUUAAGAGGAGACCGAAAAAGUGUCUAACCCUAUAUAGAAAAAGGUGAUUAUUAAUGA